Molecule: messenger RNA, 2912 nt
Organism: Parathielavia appendiculata
Lineage: Eukaryota; Fungi; Ascomycota; Sordariomycetes; Sordariales; Chaetomiaceae
Exons: 3
Coding region: 161-2527 (788 amino acids)
Biological process (GO): cytoskeleton-dependent cytokinesis; intracellular protein localization
Cellular component (GO): microtubule cytoskeleton; cell division site; septin complex
Molecular function (GO): molecular adaptor activity; GTPase activity; GTP binding
Source: RefSeq, a predicted model, not a curated record
CGCAUCCCGCACCUACAUUGAAUGUUCGCUACGUGCCCUGACAUCUUGACAACUAAAUAGGGUUUCUCUGGGGAUGUGCACUGCUCGAUAUCUUCCGUCUCCUAUCUAUGGUUCAUCAAACGUUCCGUUUUAAUUUUUCACUUCAUGUAGACGUUGCACGAUGCGACCUGCUGGAGAUGACGCUCAAGGGCGUCCCCGCAGUUACGACACCGACGGGCCUUCCACCUUCAGAUUGCCCUCCGCUCCCCAGAUGACCUACUCUCUCGGCGACGAGUCUACCAUCGGCUCGUCCUCUCAGGCCCCACCUCUUCUCUCCAGGCGUGUAAAAGACCACAGAGUGCCGCUUCCCGAGCACCCCGAGCACCCCGAGCACUCCAAGCCCCGAGUGCCGUCGCACCACGACGUCGAGCGGAACAAAGAGCCCGCUCCUCGGCCCUCGAGCGCUAAGGUCCCCUUCGACACCCUCCGACAUUACGACCACGACUCGUCACGGCCCAUCUCACCUUUCCCCCGACCAGCCGAUACCACCAACCUCUCCCAGCCCCUCACCCCGGUUAUGCUCGGUGCAUCGGGCCCUGCCUCGGCUCUAAGUAGUGUUUCCUCCCGGCGUAACUCCCUGUGCCUCUCGGACGACCUCGCCAACUGUCCGAUGAGCAUGAAAGACGGGGACAUCGCCGUCGAGGUCGAAGAGGAAGAGCAGCACCCAGGCGAGGCCGAUCCGGCCGGUGCAGAGAGCUCCCUGUCCAUGAUUGACAGCGGCAGCGCCCCGCAGCUGAUCAUGCCCAGCAUCAAGAUGCCGAGCCGUCGGCCGUUCACUGACGUUGGCAAACGCAUGGGAAGGCUCAAAGUGCUGGUUGCCGGCGACAGCGGCGUCGGCAAGACGUCGCUGAUCAAGGCCAUCGUGCAGUCGUGCGAGCACAUUGUACACGUCGAUCCGAUCACCCCUUCGGGGUUACUUAUCUCGUCCGUGGCGAGGUCGACGCAGAUUAUGCUUCCAGGGACCGGAAGACCGCAGGGGAGCAGGCGCCAUUCAGCGAGGGAGAGCACGGGGACAAGGGAGAUCACUGAGAUCUAUGCGAGCACGAAGCCGUAUCCUGAGUGGUGGUCCGAGGUGGACGAUUUUCGGGUGCUGAGGCGGAGGAAGAGCCUGGGCGAUGCGGUGCUUGAUCGGAAUAUCUGCUUCGUUGAUACCCCGGGGUAUGGGAGCGGGUCAUCGCCCAUGGAAACAAUAACGUCCGUGGCGCAGUACAUCGAAGUCCACCUGCGGCGGAUAUACUCGAAUCAUCUAAGCGACGGGGACCUUCUCAACCUGCUGGGAGGCGAGGGCGGCGUCCAGGUCGACGCUGUGUUUUAUAUGGUGUCAAAUCGCCUCCGCCCGGUUGAUAUCGAGUAUCUCCAGCAACUCUCGCCCCUGACCAAUAUCAUCCUUCUCCUGGCCCAGACCGAUCUGAUGUCGCCUGAGCAGAUCACCGCCAGCAAGGAGCAAAUCCACAGCCAACUAAAAGAAGCCAAUAUCCGUCCCUUCUCUUUCUCCACCCUGUCCCCCUCCGAUGCAGACAAGCAAGGCAUCUAUGCCAUCUCAAGCGCCGCCGGUUCCGACCACGACACAAUGGACGCUAGCCUGCUCAUGUCGCCCGACUACGUGCAACCGCUAAUCCCCACCGAACUUGCCGCUCUCGUUGCCCAAGUCUUCACGCCAAACGGCGCGGCCUGGCUUCGCCACUCCGUCGCCCGCAAGUACCUCGCCUGGCGCAACGCCAACUCCCCUUCGUCUCCGGCCCUCUCCUCAUCAACGCGCCCGCAAUCCCUCGCCCGCGGCCAAUCCCUACCGCAAAGCCUCAGCUUGGCAUCAUCUUCGUGCGCUGCGUUUCCGCACUCAGUCCAACCAUGCCAGCGCAAUUUCCUCCCUCCCUUGCCACCCAUGCAAACACCGACUAGUACAGGAGCGGGCACAAGCUACGCCCUCGCCCGCCUGGCGGACCAUGCUCAGAGGGAGGAGAGGCUGGCGCAAGUGCGGCUGGCGAACUGGGCGGCGGAGCUGCAGCGCAGUCUGGAGAAGGAGAGAGAGGAGUAUGCGAGGCUUGCUAGGCAGGAGAGAGCGAUAUGGCUUGCCGAGAGGAUUGGUGAGUGUGUGAGAGAGGGUGCUGCUUCUGGCGCUCCUGGAGCGGUUUCUGGAUUCGAUGGGCCGGUUGUUGCUUCUGAUCGCGAUGGCUGCAAGGGGAGGGGGACAGGUAAUGGCUUGCUGGCGAGGAGCAGCAGGAGGCGGAAGAGGAUGGGACAGAGGGGAGGAGCAGGAGGGUUUGGGGAGGUAGAGGGGGAGACACAGCAUCGGCACAGGCAGGAUCCGCUUGGCUUGCUGGAGGUUGCUGAUGAGUUGAGACAUAGGGGGCUCAUUGCGCUGGAGGUGCUCGGGAGUAUUGGCGUGCUGGGCGGGUUGGCGCUCUGGGUUACGAGGCAUUACCUGCAUGUGCAGGGCCUUGGGUGGGUGAUGGGCGAGUGGGAGCGGUUUUGGUAUGGGCCUCGGUAAUGGAGGGGGCUUGCUCAGUGGGCAGUCGGUUUUCUUUUGCUUAUUUUUUUUCAAGGGGAUGGAUGGGCAUACCUAGGCAAGUAUGACAUGGGAUCUGGGCAUCUCUGAAGUUGUGGUAUGUCAUGUCUUGGGGUUCAGAUGUGCAACUCCUGGACGACAGGAGCGCUGUUACCAGGCAUAUUCCGAAACCGUGAUUUUCUGGCUUUUUACUGAGCCAGAUGGUGACAAGGUAUCACAAUAUCUGGUGGGGGUAUCGGUGUCGGGAAUGGGUAUGGGGCAUUGCUGGAGAUUCACAUCGUGGCUCGAUGGUUUCUUGGGACAAAGCUACUCAAAUCUCUCAUAGUGCAUAUUUUAUACCACAUCAUUGAAAUAUGUCAAAUCGUCC